GAGGGCGCCACAGCAGCGCGAACAGGACUGACAAAAGAGGUUCAGAAGAAGAUUGAAACCGCUCUCAACGUCCUCCAUAGUAGUUUGUAAACGACUAGAACAUGAGUGACCACAUUUGAAGCACAAUGAGGUUUUGGGGAGAGUCGUAGCUGAAAUGGAGAACAGUGACAGGAGUCAGAUGUGGAGGUUGACAAGACUCCGUCACAAAAAUGGCAAACAAAUUGCCAGUUGCUCAGAGGAGAUGCGUGUGAAGAGGCGGGAGAAUGAAAAAGCACUAAGACAGGCCCGUAGAGACAGACAACUGGUGAGUAAGAGACUGCUGCUGAAUGAAGAUGAGGACAUUUCAAUGGAAACCAUCCCAGCUGAUCAGGAUGUGGUCAGCUUGUUACAUAAACUCCAACACAGUGGACCUGAGAGGGAAACCCAUCUGAAGGCUUUGAGUAAAGCUCUCCGUGAUUCUUCAGCACAGCUCACAUUUGUGAAUCAGGAGAACAGCAUGCACCUGCUGGUCAGUUUCCUCACUGGCUCUAACACUCAGUGCCGUCUCCAUGCUAUUCGCUGCCUUCAUGAACUGUCUCACUCUCCUCACCCUAGUGUGGCCCCAACCUGUCUGCCUGCGACCUCUUACCUGCUUACGUACCUAUCUGGCCAGAGCACCAAGUUCACUGAGCUGUGUCUCUACACACUUGGUAAUUUAAUCCCAGACAGUGAUGUUGUCAAAGAGAAACUGUUGGCUCAGGGAAUCAUACCGGCUUUGGCAAGUUGUAUAGAGAACCAAAGACAUCACCUGGCAGUGGUGGAAGCAGCCAGUUUUACCCUUUCUCAGCUUCUUCAGGCCAAAGAUGCUGCAGAGACAAUAAUGUCGAAGGUCCUGGUCUCCACUUUACCUUCACAGCUGUUAUCAGUUCUGACUCCAGAUCCACAAUUUGGCCUGGCCCCUGCCAUUGAGUGUGCGUGGUGUCUGCAUUACAUGGCGUGCAGUCAAAACGGCAAAGAACUGUUGGCUUGUGGGGCCCUUUCGAAGUGCAGUUCUCUGUUAUGGUCGCUAGGGUGUGCUGUCCGGGAAGGAAACCAGGACGAAGGCCUGGAGUUGCUGGUCUGUCCUCUUCUUCGCUGCGUCGGGAACCUCCUGUCCUUCUGUCCUGCCAACAGCCUCACUGAUCAAGUUGGUGAUGUCAAACUCGUGGUUGCUCUGUCUGCCUUCGUUCAGGCCUACAUACACAGCAGACCAGCGCUGGCCAGGGAGAGCGCCUGGGUCCUCAACAACCUCACAGCUCACUCAACUGAUUUCUGCUCGGCUCUCCUCACUCAUAAUUUGGUCCCUGCACUGAUCCAGUCCCUUGCAUUCUCUGAAGGCAUCAAUACAAUGAUCCUCAGAGUUCUGGCAAAUAUUGCAAACAAGAAAAAAGAGUUCUGUGUAGAACUUGUCCAGCAGGGUCUGCUGUCUUCUCUCUGUGCCACACUCAAAAUGGCUGAUGCUGAAAUGGUGACACUGAGUCUGGAGGUUCUUUUUAUGUUGGUUUCAAGUAGUCCACAGGUGACGGAGGAGUUUGUGAGGCUAAAUGGAGUUUCACUAUUGGAAGCCAUUCAGUACAACAGUGAAGGAGAGAUGAGACGAAGAGCAGCGUAUCUGCUGGAGCACCACCUAGUGUUUACCUCAUCCUCAUGCACAACAAAGACAUAAUAAAUAUAAAUAAAGCUGAGAUUUUGAGGUAAGAACAGUUUUAAAGAACGAGGAUGUACUUCUCUGUCCUUGCCUGCAGGGGCUGAGUAAUACUGUAUGUUAAAACGAUUUUCCACGAGGUCAGGUUGUACAAGCUAUCGCUUAUGUAUGGUGUUUUUGUAUGAGCAAUUGCAAAAUAUCACAUGUACCUUUGCAGCACAUGAACAUGAGGUCAUGUUUUAUUAUUCAUAUAUGAUUAUAUUUAAUGAUGUAAAGGAUGGAAUACUUUAUACAGGAAUACUGGAAACAACGACUUUACUUGCGAUGGUAGAGGAAAAUCGACCAUAGCUAACAAACAGGGCGAUAUUGAUCAUGAAUUUACCUUGUGCUUUUAGCCCACAAUGCAACUGUGUUCCUGCACAGACGUUUCCC
This is a messenger RNA of Cynoglossus semilaevis (tongue sole), 2095 nucleotides long. RefSeq names its product transmembrane and coiled-coil domains 6 (gene tmco6). Gene Ontology annotation, biological process: protein import into nucleus. The transcript is spliced from 12 exons. Gene Ontology annotation, molecular function: nuclear import signal receptor activity; protein binding. The coding region runs from base 155 to 1684 and encodes 509 amino acids. The record is from RefSeq and is a predicted model, not a curated record. Lineage: Eukaryota; Metazoa; Chordata; Actinopteri; Pleuronectiformes; Cynoglossidae.